Messenger RNA from Rangifer tarandus platyrhynchus (Svalbard reindeer), 2532 nucleotides. The record is from the annotation of a GenBank genome assembly. Lineage: Eukaryota; Metazoa; Chordata; Mammalia; Artiodactyla; Cervidae.
AUGGCAAAGCCGCUGACGGACGGCGAGAGGCGGAAGCAGAUCAGCGUGCGCGGGCUGGCGGGGCUGGGCGACGUGGCAGAGGUGCGGAAGAGCUUCAACCGGCACCUGCAUUUCACGCUCGUCAAGGACCGCAAUGUCGCCACGCGCCGCGACUACUACCUGGCACUGGCGCACACCGUGCGGGACCACCUGGUGGGCCGCUGGAUCCGCACGCAGCAGCGCUACUACGAGCGCGACCCCAAGCGCAUCUACUAUCUGUCCCUGGAAUUCUACAUGGGCCGCACCCUACAGAACACGAUGGUGAACCUGGGCCUCCAGAAUGCCUGCGAUGAAGCCAUCUAUCAGUUGGGACUGGAUUUGGAAGAACUGGAGGAAAUAGAAGAGGACGCUGGCCUGGGGAAUGGAGGCUUGGGGAGGCUCGCAGCCUGCUUCCUUGACUCGAUGGCCACCCUGGGCCUGGCGGCGUACGGCUAUGGGAUCCGCUAUGAGUUUGGGAUUUUCAACCAGAAGAUUGUCAAUGGCUGGCAGGUGGAGGAGGCCGAUGACUGGCUGCGCUACGGGAAUCCUUGGGAGAAGGCGCGGCCGGAGUACAUGCUGCCCGUGCACUUCUACGGGCGCGUGGAGCACAGCCCCGAAGGCGUGCGCUGGCUGGACACGCAGGUGGUGCUGGCCAUGCCGUAUGACACCCCGGUGCCGGGCUACAAGAAUGACACCGUCAACACCAUGAGGCUGUGGUCUGCCAAGGCGCCCAACGACUUCAAGCUCCAUGACUUCAACGUGGGCGGCUACAUCGAGGCGGUCCUGGACCGGAACCUGGCCGAGAACAUCUCCAGAGUCCUGUAUCCCAACGACAACUUCUUUGAAGGGAAGGAGCUGCGGCUGAAGCAGGAGUACUUCGUGGUGGCCGCCACCCUGCAGGACAUCAUACGGCGCUUCAAGUCGUCCAAGUUCGGCUGCCGCGACCCUGUGAGGACCUCCUUUGAGACGUUCCCAGACAAGGUGGCCAUCCAGCUGAACGACACCCACCCGGCCCUCGCCAUCCCCGAGCUCAUGCGGAUCCUGGUGGACGUGGAGAAGGUGGACUGGGACAAGGCCUGGGAAAUCACAAAGAAGACUUGUGCGUACACCAACCACACGGUGCUGCCUGAGGCCUUGGAGCGCUGGCCGGUGUCCAUGUUUGAGAAGCUGCUGCCGCGGCACCUGGACAUCAUCUACGCCAUCAAUCAGAGGCACCUGGACCAUGUGGCCGCCCUGUUCCCUGGGGACGUGGACCGCCUGCGGAGGAUGUCGGUGAUUGAGGAAGGGGACUGCAAGCGGAUCAACAUGGCGCACCUGUGUGUCAUCGGGUCCCACGCCGUCAACGGUGUGGCAAGGAUCCACUCGGAGAUCGUGAGGCAGUCAGUCUUUAAGGACUUUUAUGAGCUGGAGCCGGAGAAGUUCCAGAAUAAGACGAACGGCAUCACGCCCCGUCGCUGGCUGCUCCUGUGUAACCCGGGGCUGGCAGAGACCAUCGUGGAGAGGAUCGGGGAGGGUUUCCUGACAGACCUGAGCCAACUGAAGAAGCUGUUGCCGCUGGUCGGGGAUGAGGCGCUCAUCAGGGACGUGGCCCAGGUCAAGCAGGAAAACAAGGUCAAGUUCUCCGCCUUUCUGGAGAAGCAGUAUGGGGUGAAGGUCAACCCCUCAUCCAUGUUCGACGUGCACGUGAAGCGGAUCCAUGAGUACAAACGGCAGCUGCUCAACUGCCUGCACGUGGUCACCUUGUACAACCGAAUAAAGAAGGACCCGGCCCAGGCCUUUGUGCCCAGGACUGUCAUGAUUGGGGGCAAGGCAGCGCCCGGCUACCACAUGGCUAAGAAGAUCAUCAAGCUGGUCACGUCCAUUGGUGACAUCGUCAACCAUGAUCCGAUUGUGGGCGACAGGCUCAAAGUGAUCUUCCUGGAAAACUACCGGGUGUCCUUGGCCGAGAAAGUCAUCCCCGCCGCCGACCUGUCUCAGCAAAUCUCCACCGCGGGCACUGAGGCCUCAGGCACGGGCAACAUGAAGUUCAUGCUCAACGGGGCCCUCACCAUCGGCACCAUGGACGGGGCUAAUGUGGAGAUGGCUGAGGAGGCCGGGGCCGAGAACCUCUUCAUCUUUGGCCUGCGGGUGGAGGAUGUGGAGGCCCUGGACCAGAAAGGGUACAACGCCCACGAGUACUAUGACCGCCUGCCCGAGCUGCGGCAGGCCGUGGACCAGAUCAACAGCGGCUUCUUCUCCCCCAGGGAGCCCGACUGCUUUAAGGAUGUUGUCGACAUGCUGCUGAACCAUGACAGGUUCAAGGUGUUUGCGGAUUAUGAAGCAUACGUGGCGUGCCAGGCCCGGGUGGACCAGCUGUACCGGAACCCCAAGGAGUGGACCAAGAAGGUCAUCAGGAACAUUGCCUGCUCGGGCAAGUUUUCCAGUGACCGGACCAUCACAGAGUACGCCCGCGACAUCUGGGGCGCGGAGCCGCCUGCCCUGCAGGCCCCACCGCCCAGCCUCCCCAGGGACUAG